Messenger RNA from Mustela erminea (ermine), 4999 nucleotides. RefSeq names its product kelch domain containing 7B (gene KLHDC7B). The transcript has a single exon. Bases 111 to 4001 code for a protein of 1296 amino acids. Gene Ontology annotation, molecular function: protein binding. NCBI's taxonomy places the organism in Eukaryota, Metazoa, Chordata, Mammalia, Carnivora, Mustelidae. The record is from RefSeq and is a predicted model, not a curated record.
ACCCAGGGUCGGAGCUGGAAGUCCGGGGGGUUGGAGGGUCUGUAGGCAGAAGCAGGUUGGCUGGGAUCCGGAACAGUGUUAAGGAACAAUGCCAUUUGCCACUGGACCCCAUGGGAAAGGAGAAGGGGCCAGGUGGGCCUGGAAAGGUCCCCGAGCUCCUGGAGCUCUUGGAUAUGAUGCUGUCUCCUGAUAGCUCCACCGACAAACCCCGAUCCAGGGGCAGGCACAGAGACCCACCCCCUCCUAGGCCAGGCGGAGUGACUAGUCCCCCAGCCCAGGUCUACCUUAACUGGGCAGCUCUGUGGGCGGAGCGCGUCGCUGAUGCCAUCUGUGCAGACAGCAGCCCAGGCCGGACAGCAGACCGCCCUGCAGGCAGCACACACGGCCUCCAGCUUGCUGACCUGGCUCCCAGGCUGAGUCUGCCGCCCAGCACCAUGGUCCAGGGCACCCUGGAGCCCGAUGGCCUCGGCUGGGGCUGGGACGGGGAGGAUGACCGGGACGGCGCUGUCCUGACCCUGCUGGCGCUGGCUGUGGUGGGCGCCACAGCACUGGCCUUGCACUGGUUUGGCUCUGGGCAGGACCAGGAGGCAGCAGGACCCGCACCCACAACCCCCGGGGCCCAGCCUUCUCAGGCGGGAGGAGCCAGGCCAGCCCUGCCCCUGAAGUCCAAGGUCAGUGGUGGUGUCGAGGGACACAGCUCAGGGCAGGGGAAGUUAGACCCUCCGGGACGUGGCCAGAGGAGUAUGGCUGCACCAGGGACCCAGGAUCAGAAGCUCCGGGUAGCUGGAGGUUUGGCUGCCACAGCUCUACCUCCACUCAAGACACCUGGCGAGGUGACCCUUGGAGGGACCUUGAGGCAGCAGCAAGGUCAUGCCAGUGCAGGAGCCCCCCAAAGUCAAGGAAGGGAGCCUCUCAGGCCAGGUACUGCCCCCCUGGGUCAGAGCAAAGUAGGGGGGGUACCUGGCCCCAUCCUGAUACGCUUCACCCCUCGGAGUCCUGGCAGAGAGCUGGCAGGACGAGUGAAGGCAGGAGGCGUCCAAGUCAAGGUGCCAACUCACCAGAGCCUGCUCCCCAUCACAGAACAGGACACCAGUCCCUGGCAACAAGGUGCAGGGCGACCUGGCUCACUAGAGAGAGGCCCCGGCUGCCGGCGGUGGCAGGUGGACCCCAGCUCAGGAGAUAGGAACCGCCGCGUCCCACAGCUGGCCUCCCUGCGCCUGGGCGCUGUGGUGAGUGUGUGGGACGCUGUGGAUGCUGCCAGCAGCCUCGCCACAGGCUCUCAGAAGCCCUCUGCUCCCCGGGAGCUGCCUCCAUCACACCCCACACAGCCUGGGCCCCGGGCUGAGGGCAUAGAGAAGGGCUACAGGGAGAGCAUCCUCCAAGCAGCUCCUGUCCUGGCUCUGGAGAGCAGGGAGGCUCGGGGACCCCCAGCCCCCGUGGAAGGCUGGCCCUGGGAGAGGAAGGGUGUUCUUGUCACCAGGAGCACCAGCCAGGCCCCAGGCUCCACGGGCCCAUGGCCAGAGGGGUCUCCGUGUGGACACUCACUCUUGUCUCAAGGGCAGGGGGCCACAGACCCCAAUGACGCGGUAAAGGCGGGGGCUAAUGGCUCUGGAGAUGGCUCUUUCUUCAGCUCGGGACUGGGUGGGACACUGGAGCAAGCAGGCCACCAUGUCAGAGAAGGGGGAGAAUCCCAGCGAGGCCAGGGGGAGCAGAGCAGUGAGCAGAGAGGAGGCGGUGGGGACAGAGGAAAGUCCUCCACCAAGGCCACUGGAGGCGCCCCCUCCCUGAGUCCCUCAGCCACGCCCUCCCCACACAUCCCUAAGCCCCUUCCACCCUUGGCUUCCCCUCUGACAGCCCGUCAGCACGGAGGUCUCUUACCUGUAGGCCCUACUCUUCUGACCUCCUCUCCUUCAGACUCUUUGUCCCUCAGAGUUAGCCAUUGUCCUGCAGAGGAUGAAGCUCUCAGUGCAGUGCGAGCCCCAGCCCCCGCCCCCACCCCAGGCCCAGCCCCCGCCCCAGCCCCAGCCCCAGCCCCAGCCCCAGGCCCAGCCCCCGCCCCAGCCCCCGCCCCCACCCCAGCCCCAGCCCCAGCCCCAGCCCCCAGUAGUGGGUCAAGGCUUAUGACACAGGAGCACAGCGUGGCCCUCAAGGACAAGCAGGAGGGACAAAUCCCAACCAGCUGGGAAAACCUUAUUUCCAUGGUUCUUAGGAGUCACCCUUUCCCCAGGCAAGACAGACCCCAGGGGAGAGCCCCAAAGGCAGCUCUCGAGCGCCCUAGAGAUCCCAGCACUGGUGCGCCCUCUGAGAACAGACAGUCUGGUUCCCCGCCUGAAGGGGCCGCCCCCAGCCUGGAGCUCAGGGAAGGCUCCUCAGACGGACCGGCCACAGGGGCAGACGCGGGGGGCCUGGCUGAGGCGGGACGUGAGCAGCCGCAGAGCCGCGUGGAGACCGAGGAGGCUCCCGCUCCAGACCCUCCCUCAGGUCGGAGAGGCGAUGCCGUCGAGGAGAAGCGAGAAGACCCUGUGCCGCCCGGCGCUGCCAGGCCCCCGGCCGCCGCCCCGCGCCCCGAGCCCGAGCAGCCUGGCCCCGAGCCCUCCGCCCCUGGGAGGGGCGCCUGGCAGCCGGUCCCGCAGCCGCGGCGGCGCAGCGCGUGCGGAAGAGCCGAGAGCGCCGAGCGCGGGGUCGGCCCGGCCGCGCCGCGGAGACGCCCCGGAGAGGCUCGCGGGGAGCAGCCCCGCGCGGCGGGCAGCGGGGGGCCGUUCCCGGAGGCGCGGGAAGAAGCCGGGAAGCUCCCGGGGCUGCUGCAGAGGCCGGGGAGCCGGGGCCUGGCCCGGGAGCCGGCUCCGGCGGCCGCUCGGCCACCGCGGCUGGACCUGGGCAACUGCCUGGACGUCCUGGCCUUCGCCCAGCAGCACGGGGAGCCCGGCCUGGCGCGCGAGACCUACGAGCUGAUGAGCGACAACCUGCUGCGCGUGCUGGGGGACCCGAGCCUCUACCGGCAGCUGAGCGGGGCGGACCGCGAGCGCAUCCUGAGCCUCCGGACCGGCCGGGGCCGGGCGGUGCUGGGGGUCCUCGUGCUGCCCAGCCUGUACCAGGUGAGCCGCUCGGGGCUCGCCAGGGGCCCUUGCGGCGAGGAGGCUCCCGCUGCGGAGUCCGCGGCCCCGCCUCCCCGCCCGCACCUGCACGUGUUCGACGCUCGAGAAAACACCUGGCGGCCCCUGACUCAGGUGCCGGAGGAGGCCCCGCUGCGGGGCUGCGGCCUCUGCACCAUGCACAACUACCUGUUCCUGGCGGGCGGCAUUCGCGGCUCCGGCGCCAAGGCCGUCUGCUCCAACGAGGUCUUCUGCUACAACCCUCUGACCAACAUCUGGAGCCAGGUGCGGCCCAUGCAGCAGGCCCGCGCCCAGCUCAAGCUGGUGGCCCUGGACGGGCUGCUUUACGCCAUCGGUGGCGAGUGCUUGUACAGCAUGGAGCGCUAUGACCCGCGCACGGACACCUGGACCCUGCGGGCGCCCCUGCCCGCAGGCACCUUCCCUGUGGCCCAUGAGGCUGUGGCCUGUCGUGGGGACAUCUACGUCACCGGGGGCCACCUCUUCUACCGCUUGCUGAGGUACAGCCCUGGGAGGGACGCGUGGGAUGAGUGCCCCUACAGUGCCAGCCACCGGCGCUCCAGCGACAUGGUGGCGCUGGGAGGCUUCCUCUACCGCUUCGACCUGCUGCGCGGCGUGGGCGCGGCCGUGAUGCGCUACAACACCGUGACGGGCUCCUGGAGCCGGGCGGCCUCCUUGCCGCUGCCCGACCCCGCCCCACUCCACUGCACCACGCUGGGCAACACCAUUUACUGCCUCAACCACCAGGUCACGGCCACCUUUACGGUCUCUGAGGGGACUGCCCAGUUCCAGGCCAGAGAGCUGCAGCCCUUUCCUCUGGGGAGUAAGGGGGUGCUCUGUCCAUUCAUCCUGACUCUGCCUGCCACGGACCCACUGCAGACUGCCCUCUGAGCUGCUGCUCUCCACGGAGACCCUGGGACUGGGAGUCCACCAGCACCUGGGGCAUAGACUGCACAGCUGGGAUCCAGAACUUUCUGCCAUUGUUUCCGGGACUUUCCUUUUCUAUUAUAAGACUCAUGAUUUCCCCCUUCCAUAUCCCUCACCCCAUAAAAGAGAUUUCUCACCCUGGGAGCUGAGGCUCCUUGUACCCCUGAGCUCGUUGGGGCCGUCCCAAGCCUUUUCCCACCUCCCCCCACAGCAUGUUGUCUCCUGCCUUUAUGGCUCGGCUCUUGCCCUCACAGCUCAGUGGGCUCACACGGCCCCUCCUCCAGGACGGUUCUCCUCCUCUGGGCUCCGGCACCAGGCUCCCUCUUGCAGCGCUGCACUGUCUGGAAAAGCAUCUGUGGGUCUCCUGGGACUCUGAGAGUCAGGGACUGAUGAGGCGUCGUACUUAAGGACCAAGAUGUGGCUUGUGGAGGAGCUGAGCGACCACUGAGCAGAGCAAGGAGGUGGCUAGAAGCGCAGUCACACUUCCUGUAUUUUGUCCCUAGGGCCCCAAGCUGGACAAGGAGUCUAUAAGGGAGUGGGAAGGGGAAACAAGAAACAGAAAAGUCCUCAGGAAAAUGUCCUUGCGCCAAGCCCUGGGAGCCUGGCUUGGCUCUUCCUGGGAACAGCUCUAUAGCCUUCCUUCGUCUGACUGGUCCGCAGAGGCCUAGAACCCUUGUCUAGGAAAUGGUCCUGCUGACUGCAGCCCCCUCCUGGAAGCCUAGCCCAGGCCUGGCCAGGACCACUUGGGCUCGUGCCCCUCUGUGGGGCCUUUCCCACAUGCUCUGCCCCACCAGAAGUCAGCCUCGCUUCCCACCAACCCCCAUUCUUGCGUGAGACCCAAGUUUCCCCUGAGCUCCUUCUCUUGUUAGCAUGGACUUCGAAGAGACAUCUAACUUCAUUCUUCUCAUGUAUGAAAUAGGGAUAAUGAACAUAUUAUUAUGUGUCCCUUUGCCUAUUUUGGA